Molecule: messenger RNA, 1537 nt
Organism: Malania oleifera
Lineage: Eukaryota; Viridiplantae; Streptophyta; Magnoliopsida; Santalales; Ximeniaceae
Exons: 7
Coding region: 155-1198 (347 amino acids)
Biological process (GO): spliceosomal complex assembly
Cellular component (GO): U2 snRNP; nucleus; catalytic step 2 spliceosome
Molecular function (GO): nucleic acid binding; zinc ion binding
Source: RefSeq, a predicted model, not a curated record
AGUUUCAAGAAUACUGUGGACUAUAAGUAAUCCAGAUAAAAAGAAAGAAAGAAAGAGAAAAGGCCGCCGGUUAGGCCAUCUCCGAAUAGGGCUGGGGACGACUUCAUAGUUCUUUGAAGUCACACAGCUUCCGAGCAGGGGGAGAGAAAGAGCAAUGGACAGAGACUGGGGAUCGAAGCCAGGGAGCGGAGGCGCCGCCUCGGCUCAGAAUGAGGCCAUUGAUCGGAGAGAGCGCCUCCGAAGGCUCGCCCUAGAAACCAUUGAUCUCGCCAAAGAUCCCUAUUUCAUGCGUAAUCACCUCGGAAGCUACGAGUGUAAGCUCUGCUUGACAUUGCACAACAAUGAGGGGAAUUACUUGGCGCACACACAAGGAAAGCGGCACCAGACCAAUUUGGCAAAGAGAGCCGCUCGUGAGGCCAAAGAGGCCCCUGCCCAGCCUCAGCCCCACAAGCGCAAAGUCGCCCUCCGCAAGACUGUCAAGAUUGGUAGACCUGGGUAUCGGGUAACAAAGCAAUUUGAUUCUGAGACGAAGCAGAGAUCUCUUCUCUUCCAGAUUGAAUAUCCUGAGAUUGAAGACCUCUCGAAACCAAGGCAUCGGUUCAUGUCAUCCUUUGAGCAGAGGCUCCAGCCCUUUGAUAAAAGAUACCAGUAUCUUUUGUUUGCUGCUGAGCCAUAUGAGAUCAUUUCUUUUAAGGUUCCCAGCACUGAGAUUGACAAGUCCACUCCAAAGUUUUUCUCACAUUGGGAUCCAGACUCUAAGAUGUUCACGUUGCAGUUAUAUUUCAAAACCAAGCCUCCCGAACCAAACAAGCCUCAAUCUGCUCCUGCAGCCAAUGGCACAGCAGCUCCUGGUGUCCCACCAAGGCCAUUGCCUCCGCCACCCCAAGCUCCUCCUCCUCCGCCGCCUCCUCCACAAGGACUUCCAACUGGGACGUCAAUUGCUAAUCCUCCUAGAGCCCCGCCUCCUUCAAUGCCUCCGCCACCACCAGCAGUGGCCAAUGGUCCUAGGCCUAUGCCCCCUGGUGGAGCUCCAGCUGCCCCACCACCACCCCCAGUUGGCAGUGGUACUAUGGCGAAUUUCACUCCAGGACCUCAGGUUAGCAGGCCUCCAGGGAUGCCUCCACCCCAAGGCUUUCCAGUCCAACAAAUGCAGGGUCAAAAUGUCCGCCCCCCUCCACCACCUCCGAACAUGGGAUGAUAGGUUCACAGCGCCUUGUGUCUUAGUGAAAUUUGGUUAUUUUUGUUCAGUAUGGAUGCAUUAUAAUGAGGACACAGUGAACUCAUUAUCUGAAAAUCAGCUGCCGUGUUUUGAUGCGGGGGUUUGGACGGGAUUCUGGUAAAUCUGACCAGCAAGUUUCAACUGCAGUUGUUCCUUAAAUAUUUGCCUUUUUUUUUUUGGUUUUUUUUUCGGUGUCAGCAAUGAAAUUUUGAGGUGAUGGCUUGAAGUUUCAGGCGGACAUUGGGUUCUUUUUUGUCUUUUAGUGGGCUGUUUGGAACUUAAAAAAUGUUAAGAAAAAUAUGGUGGAAUUUUUAUUUA